This is a messenger RNA of Triplophysa rosa, 1509 nucleotides long. It is a transcript of the gene rbfa, whose product is annotated as ribosome binding factor A. Lineage: Eukaryota; Metazoa; Chordata; Actinopteri; Cypriniformes; Nemacheilidae. Gene Ontology annotation, biological process: rRNA processing. The transcript has 7 exons. The coding region runs from base 414 to 1475 and encodes 353 amino acids. The record is from RefSeq and is a predicted model, not a curated record.
CCUGCUGUGGUGGUCAAUGGGUGGCAAAAUCUGUCUGGUUAUAAGCAUUCUUCCUAAUAUCUUAUACAUUUUUACAGAUUUGGAACAACUCGAAGGUGAGUAAAUGAUGACAGAUUUUUCAUUUUUGGGUGAAGUAACCCUUUAAUCAGAAUUUACAAAUGAAAUAAAAUUAUUUUCGACUUCACGCUGCGCUUCGCAGAUCGAUCGGCACGUUGCAUCAAAGUACCGCGAGAACGACUCUAAAACGUUGCUAUCGAAUCGCUCUCGCGGUACUUGGAUGUCAAGCACUGAGCGCCGCAAAAAAUACACUACGCCGUUCGAUUUUAUCUCCUUUCUAUUGCUUUUCCUGUCACGAUGCAUUCAUACGGAUGUUGUCGAUGCUAAGCAUGUAACGUGAGCUCAACUUGGCGAAUAUGUUGGCGGUGAAGAGAAUCCUUUGCUCUAAAGAAUGGACAUUAAGUCCAUAUACAACUGCAAUAACAAGAAUGAUGUGUCACAUAACAGCACGACACGAGUUGUUGGCUGACCAGCGCGUUUCCUGGUUAAUGACCUAUAAAGAAAGGUGUAUUUAUAGCUCAGCAUGUCUAUCUGGUGGUAAUAAACUGAUGAAGAUGCUGGCCAAUAAGAAGAAGAAGCAUUGGUAUAAAACUCCUCUGCAGUCCAGACCACUAGGUCUGCCUGACUUUGUAAAGCCGUCAAAGAAAAACCUGGAAGACAGUGUUCGUGUAAGAACUUUAAACAACAUCAUCUACAAAGCAGUGACCGACUUGCUGAAUUCGUACGAGGUCAACUCAGAUAUUGCUGCCUACAACAUUCAGAUAUCCAAAGUUUCGCUACCACCAGAUUUCUCCUCUUGUCGAAUAUACUGGAAGACAAGUCUGUCAGCUGAACAAGACGGUCAAAUUCAGCAUGCUUUAGACAAAUGUGCUCCUCGUAUACGAUACCUUCUCAUCUCUCACCAAAUCCUUGGUGGCGUCCCUCCUUUGGUUUUUAUUAGAGAUAAACAAUAUGCUGCGAUGAUGGAGGUUGAAAACCUUCUCAAGAUCGCAGAUUAUGGGUCAGGUGAAGAUGAAAUAAACAAUUCAUCCAUCAGUGAUGUUGGGGCCAGACUGCAUCUAAUGGACUUUGGAGAAAAGAAAAGACCAGUGUUUGGUGUGGAUCAUGAUGCACUCCACAAACAGAUUGAAGCUUAUAAACGAGAGAAGGGGUCGAGAGAGUCUCUCACACAAAGUCCUGCAACAGGAGGACUAACUCAAGAGCAGCUGAACACACUGGCAGAAAUCAGGAAACAGAAACUCAUAGAGAAAAAGAAACUCAAAGCCAAACGGAUGAAAGAUGAUGACAUCACUCCAAAAGACUACCUGCUGGCCAGGAGUCUUCAGAAAGAGGAAAAAGAGGAGGUGGACAACAAUGAAGACAGCCUGCUGAAUAGCCAAAUCUCACAACUGAUGGCAGAAGACAACAGGGGACACUAAAAUGAAAUGAUCUUUAGGUGCAAUGUCACGCUGU